Molecule: messenger RNA, 1518 nt
Organism: Trichoderma citrinoviride
Lineage: Eukaryota; Fungi; Ascomycota; Sordariomycetes; Hypocreales; Hypocreaceae
Exons: 2
Coding region: 1-1518 (505 amino acids)
Source: RefSeq, a predicted model, not a curated record
AUGAGCUCCGUCACCGAGUUCUACCGCUCCCAGAUCGGCAACGAGGCCGUCAUCAACUACGCAUACACCGACUUCCCCUGGCGGCUCCUUGCCAAAGACGUCUACUAUUUUUUCUACUACUGCUGGGCCCUGCCAUGGGUUCUGUUCCCCGUCAACAAAUUCGGCUCGGGCGAGCUUGACGAGCUGUAUCCGUCGUAUAUGAACAUCUUCUGCCUUACGGUCCACUUCUUCUUGCUCAUCUUUCAGCUCGCUUUUCUCAUCAGCCUGCCGUUUGUCCUCGUUUUCCCUGCAUGGAUGGGCGUCGCCGGGGUUGUGGCCUUUCACUCGCUAAACAGGCUGGUUUGUAUGCUGUUGAACGGCCGAGACAUCAUCUUUCACUCUGAUGAAAAGUAUGCCAAGGCGCGGCCAGAGCAUGCACACGAGCAGUGGGUUUUCUUGAACGGCGUCUCUGUCGGCCGCCACUGGAUGAAGAUGAACCUGAACCGCUUGGCCCUGACUUUCGGCCGCCCAGUUCUCGGCAUCCAUAACCGCACAUCAGGGGUUGUUUUCGACGUCAUUGAGUGCCUCAUCCAGCGCAACUUCUCCUAUGCGACCACCGACGUGCGUGUCUGCUACAGGCACCUCAAGGAGAUUCUCUACGACCCGAAGAAGUCAAAGGUCGUCUUCAUCAUGCACUCUCAGGGCGUCAUCGAGGGCGGCAUGGUCCUGGACUGGCUCCUCCAGGAGAUGCCCCAAGAUCUCCUCGCGAAACUCGAAGUGUACACUUUCGGCGGCGCCGCCAACCACUUCAAUAACCCGCACCGCCACCUCCUCUCGCAAGAUCUGACACGGUCGAGGCCCCAUGAGGCCAUGCAGACGCUCGUCUCGGAGGGUUGCUACGAGGAGCCGGUCACCACGCCUCUCGAGAUAAAGAAGGAUCCAAUGGCGACCGCCUCCGUCGUACGAAGAUCAUCUUCGUUGGCGUCUUACCACACCGCCUCCGCCGCCAAGGACAGAGCCAUUGGCCAUAUCGAGCACUAUACUCACAACACCGACUUUGUCGCCAUAUGGGGCAUCCUCCAUUUCGCUACCAACAAGAUGGCUUCUUUGCAGCUGCCUCGGUUCCUCGGCCGUCUCUUCAACCGCUCCAACGGACACGGCGGACAUCUCCUCGUCCAGCAUUACCUCGACGGCAUGUUCCCUUUGAAACGAGACCCGGAAACCGGAGAGUUUACCGGAGCCGACGAAAACAAUGAGUUCAUGGAAGAGGUCAUCAAGUUUGGCGUUGAGGGCACCGCCAUGGACAACGCGCGAGAAGCAUUUGAGAUCAGCUACGGGGGCACCGGGGGGUUUGGAACGGGCGAGAUCACGACGCCGAUCGAGGUCUACGACCAGUUCCUCCACCGAAGGCACAAGAAGGACGUCAAAGUCAAGGAGCUCAGCAGGCUGUGGAUGUACAGGAACGGAAUGAGUCCGCCUGAUACGUCACACGUCUUGACAUCCGAUAUGAUUGGUAUAGCCAGGAACUCGACGCUAUGA